Molecule: messenger RNA, 1323 nt
Organism: Paramecium sonneborni
Lineage: Eukaryota; Ciliophora; Oligohymenophorea; Peniculida; Parameciidae
Source: the annotation of a GenBank genome assembly
AAAAUAUUAAUUUAUGGAUUAUUAGAAACACCUAAAGAUACUGAAAGAAACUUUGGAUUAACAUAAGAUAACCCCAGAGAAUUUAAGAGAAAAGAGAAAAUCUAUAAAAGAGUUUCCUAAGUAAAUAAAUAAUAGAGUGAUUGAUGCUUUCUAAUCAUUUGCUCCUUUUGAUAGAGCACCAGUGUGGAUGAUGAGGUAAAUACAUAUAAUUUAUGAAAUAUAGAUAAGCAGGAAGAUAUCUACCAGAAUAUAGAGAAAUAAAGGCUGAAAUGGAUUUUUUUGCUACUUGUUAGAAUCCUUUUAUUGCUGCAGAAAUAACAUUAUAACCAACUAAAUAAUUUGAUAUUGAUGCAGCAAUUAUAUUUUCAGAUAUUUUAGUAUUGCCAAAAAUGAUGGGAAUGGAAGUAAGAAUAAUCUUAAAAAUAAGAUUACAAUAGAAGAAAAGAAAGGACCAGUAAUUGCAAAUCCUUUGUAGACUCCAGCUGAUAUUUAGAAGCUUCAUCCUCCUAAUCCAGAACAUUUAGAACAUGUUUAUGAUGCUUUAUUCCUUACUAGAUUGGCAUUACAAGGAAAGUGUAAUUUAAUAGGAUUUUGUGGUGCUCCUUGGACAGUCUUUGCAUAUAUGGUAGAAGGAGGUUCUAGCAAACUAUUUUCAAAAGUUAAGAAAUGGCUUUAUCUAUAUACAGAAGGAUCAUAAUAAGUUUUAGAAUUACUCGCUAAAGAAAGUGCUAAAUAUUUAAUUAAUCAAGUUAAAUAAGGUGGAGCAUAAGUUGUCUAAAUAUUUGAUUCUUGGGCAGGGUAUAUAAUUUUAUUUUAUUAUUCAGUUAAAUUCCUGCUAUUGAUUAUAUUGAAUUUAUUAUUCCAUCUUUGAGAAUUUUAUUUGAAGAUUUUAAAAAAGAAUGUCCUGAUACUCCUUUAAUUAUGUUUCCAAAAGAUUAAAAUGAUAAAAAAGUUAUUGUAGAAUUCUUAAAAUUAACACUUAAUGGAAAACCAUUAAUUGAUGGAUUUUAACUAGAUUCUAAUAUUAGUGAUGAAACACUUGUUAAAAUUAUUGAAGCUAAUAGAACCAUUUAAGGAAAUCUAGAACCAGGAGUAUAUCUUAUUUAUAAUUUAGGUACUUUAUGGUACUAAUGAUAUUAUUAAGAAAAGAAUUUCAUAAAUGAUUGAAAAAUUAUAAACUACAAGAAGAUAUAUUAUCAAUUUAGCACAUGGUCUUACUCCAGAUCAUUAAGUUGAAAAAGUUAGAUUAUUUGUUCAAGAAUCAUAACGACAAUCCAAAUUAUAUAAAGCUAAAGAAAUUUUAGAAUGAGUUUCAAUUCGUAC